UUCUUUUAUGUUUUUUUGAACAGUAACUGAAAAAUAGAAAUCUGACAGAGCGUCGGGACGUGGUGGUCAGCACCGUAACAAGCGUGUCUCCGCCGUGAUGUUGCGUCUUGCUUCUUUCGCUACUAUUUCAAGACCACCGCUUGUUUCUUUAGCAUUCAUAAGAAAGAAAUGGAGCUUCAAAGACAGUCAUCAAAUUGAUAUGUGCAAAUCCCCAAUUCAGCCACUAAAACUUGCACAUAAGGUAGCAAAUGUAGUUGAUUGCAGAUGUGGGAGUACUACAGAUUCUAUUCACACUCAAGGCUUUUCGGAAUAUCGGAAUCAUGUAGAUUUUCAAAAUGUCAAGAUAAUUUUGGGUUCAUCGUCCAUGGCAAGGCGACAAAUUCUAGCCGAGAUGGGAUAUGAAUUCUCAAUCGUGACUGCAGAUAUAGAUGAAAAGAGCAUAAGGAGAGAUACGCCUGAGGAAUUGGUUAUGGCUUUGGCUCAGGCAAAGGCAGAUGCUAUUGUAGCAAGGCUCCAAACUAUGGCUCAGUUGGAAGUGAAUUCCCCUACAACCUUGCUGAUUACAGCAGACACAGUGGUGAUUUAUAAAGGAACAGUGAGAGAAAAGCCAACCAGCAAGGAAGAAGCACGAUAUUUCAUCAAAGGUUAUUCUAGUGAUCAUGGAGCUGUUGUAGGAUCUAUACUAGUAACUAACCUUUCUACCGGCAAAAGCAAAGGAGCAUGGGAGAGGGCAGAGGUUUAUUUCCGUGAGAUACCUGAAGACGUCAUCGAUACUCUGAUUGAAGAUGGAAUUACGUUCAAUGUUGCAGGAGGUCUCAUGCUUGAGCACCCACUUAUAUCACCGUGUGUCGAAAAAGUGGUGGGCAGUACCGACACGGUGAUGGGACUUUCAAAAGCUCUUACUGAAAAACUCAUUGCAGAAGUCCUUUAGAGUUGGUUUUGAAUCAGUUUCAAUGAGGCUUCAUUACUGUUUGGAGAGGGUGCAAAUUUCUUGUAAAGAGAAGGGGUAAAAAGAAAAUAAAUAUUAAAGCAAUUUGUAAUCAUAAUCACUUUUAUUACUUCAUGUCCUACACGAUCUUAAUGAUCUUCUGCAAAUGAAUAGUCGAUUGGAAUUUUAAAAAUUUAUGGAUUCCGAAAGGAAAAUAUACAUUUACUUUGUUUUUUU
Messenger RNA from Mercurialis annua (annual mercury), 1165 nucleotides. RefSeq lists its product as uncharacterized. Gene Ontology annotation, molecular function: nucleoside triphosphate diphosphatase activity. The record is from RefSeq and is a predicted model, not a curated record. The transcript has 10 exons. NCBI's taxonomy places the organism in Eukaryota, Viridiplantae, Streptophyta, Magnoliopsida, Malpighiales, Euphorbiaceae. Bases 98 to 931 code for a protein of 277 amino acids.